GUUGACGUACAUGCAAUGCUGCACUGCUCGCAUACCAUUGCAACUCCUCUCUUCGCGGCCAAUGACAUUCUGUCCGUGUCUUCGAUAACACCCCCGUCAUUCCCCAUCCGGCCAGCGUUCAUGCACAGACGGAUGGUGGAGCCGCCGAGACGGGAUUAGAGUUUCGUGAACCCCGUACUGAUCGCAAGUCACGAUCAGCUCGAUCGAUCGAAACACCACCAUCUGCCUGCCAUUGCGACCUCUCAUCCUCCUUCAUUCUCGCAGUCCAGUGACCCUGCCCACCUCUCCCUUCAUCGCCAUCACCUCCCUCAAGUGACGAUGCGCGAGGCGACGCAUGGCUGUCGAUCCCCCCCUCGACUCCUCCCAGUGAGCCCGUGAUUUGGAGAGCCUUGGGUGAAAGAGUAGGAUUGGACAAGAUGUCGCUCAAUGGCCUGGACAAUCCAGUGGUGCAAGAAGCAUACCAGGCCACGAUCGCCGAGCCCGGAGGAUGGUUGCUUCUCAAAUACAUCACCCGAGACUCUGUCGAUCUGCUGGGCUGUGGAAAGAAUGGUGUCCACGAGGCGCGCGCGGUCGUCGCAAAAUACCCUGAUCCAUCCCCCUUGUACGGCGUGAUCAUAUACCGCCGGCGCAAAAUCCUCCUCAAGUACCUGCCUCCGGGUACCUCGCGCGUGCUGCUCGCUCGAACCGCCGUUCACUUCCAGGAUGUCAUUGAGAAGUACUCUCCCUACGAGGCGCUGCUAAAUCCCACCUCUGCCGAAGAGCUCACCGACACCGCCCUCGCCUCGUCCUUUCCCCUGCACACGGCCACGCCGUCGGGAGCAUCCUCCAAUCGACUCGGUGAGAUUACCGAAGAUGGCGAGGAUCCUCCUCUUUCACGGUCUCUUACAUCCGAAGAGACGCGUCUGGGCGCAUCAUCACCUCUGGCUCAGCGCUACAGAGGCUUCAAUCGUGUAGAGCAGCGCGUGCCAUCCGUCCGAUCGCCAAUGUCCGAGCUGGAUCCCGCGGCGCAAUCAGUCCGACUUCCUUCAUCUCCGAUCCUUCCAAGCAAGACUUCCGUCUCCCAAUACUUGGUUCGCAACGAGUCUGGCAAGCCCUCCAUCACCUCCCUCGGCUCCGACUCACUCGCUUCGAUGACCGAGUAUGACGCCACGGAGUCGUCCGCAAAGGAUGCAAAGUCGAGCAUGAGCACUUUGGACUCGACCAGCACGGUCUCGCCGGUAUUACAGGCGCCGUCAAUCCAGUCUUCUACGUCAGGCUCGCACAUGAUGCAGGAGCUUCAGAGGAGGAAUCCCACAGAACUGCGGCCGUCGACGGGAGCAUUAAGGCAGUCCACAGAUCGAUCAUCAUUGUCCACGCGACCAACGACCGGGGCGCAUUCAAGUUACGAUGCCGAUCUCUUGGACUUCUUGAAACCAAAAGUGAAGCUCGGCCCAAGACCAGUCGCUGCGGGAGAAAGGACGAAACAGCCGCCUAUCGCGGCAGUCCCUGCCUCCUAUCGGCUUAGUAUGAGGAGACAAGAUCCUGUGCCACCGAGCCCCCAAGGAAGGAACCUCACGCCAUCAACCCCUCUCUCGUCCUUUCCAUCACCCCCGCCUAUCCCUGACACUCCCGAAUACUCGCCACGGCCGCUUUCUGGUGGCAGUAUCAAGUCGUUACCGUCGCAUCGAUCGACUGCCAUGACGCCAGACAAACUCCGUCUCAUGAAGGCUGUGGAGUUACGAAAGAGACAGUUGCGGAAGUCUAACCCGCAGGCUGCUACAUUCGUCCCUCCGCCGGAGGAGGAAGUGCCAGCGGUUCCAAGGAUGCCUGAGCCGGCGCCAAUGCCAGACCACAUCGCCCCAGUCGAGCUGCCUGCGGAGGAUCUCGUGUCUACAGGCAUAGCCCAGACUUCUGCAUCAGCUUUGGCCACUGGCAAGGUAGACUCUGGAGUGCAAAUGGUGGUUGCCACCCAAUCUGGCAAGGAGGUCACCCCCGGCUCACUUGAGACGUAUGUUCAACCACCGAUCGAAGAAGAGCCUGUCGCACCCGAGAUACCAGAGCCCGAAGAGCCGAUGGUGGCAAGGAGCGUCGACGAAUUGCCGAUACAAACGCACGCAUCCGAAGAGUCUGCUUCGGCUGAGCCUCAGAGAUUGCUUGCUGAACCCGCCCAACCGCUCCCGGAGCCUUCUCCGGUGUUAGAUAUCCCAGGCUCAUUCCUCUUUCCAGCCUCACCCGAGUCUGAAGCGGACGACCCAAUUGCGCAUUCUGAUAUUGCGGCAGAGCAAGCCGUUGAGAGGGAAAAGUCCCCUGCAGAGCCAGAAGGCAGUCACCCUGUCAAUGCCAACGAUGCUCCUGCAUUGGAAACACAACUCGAGGUUGCAGACAUACCAGCGAUUGUCCUUGCGGAUGGAACACGCCCCAUGACUCCAGCCAGUCAACCAAAAGACACUGAAGUGGCUCGAUCAAUCCACUCAGACAAGGGCGGCUCCUUACACUCAGACAGCGCAAGUAGUAGUGGAGAGUUUGAUGCGUUUGAGAUGAGUCCCAAGCGAAAGAACAGUGAUCUCGCGCGCAGGCGCCAAGGCUACGUAGAGCCGAUACCAGUCGACACCGAGACGGAAUCCAUGUCUGACGAUGAGUUGGAAGAAGUGCAAUUCGCGACGCUACUACAGGCCAAGCCUAUCACGGUCUCCAAGUCUUCACCCAUCCAUGAGUUCUUUCCCAAGCAGCGUCGACCGAGCAACUCCAACACUCUGGACUCAUUGGUCACGAACGAGCCGGGACAAGUGUAUGCUCCCUCCUCCUUGACAACCGACACUCCUGUAGACGGGCAGACAGCCUCGUCUGAGCGACGGAAUGAGGUUCCUGCAACCUAUCGACCGAGAGGAAGCAUUGAUAGGAAUGAUGCGCCGGUUGGGGUGAAGCGCAGCGUGUCCAACGAGAUUUCCAAACGCAUACAGGCGCUGGCUGGAUCCUCCAACACUUCUCCCAGAUCUCGAUCGCCGGAUGCAUCGGCUCCUUCGAGGGGAAGCGUGCGCACUCCCGGCCACUCUCGCAACCCCUCCUUCGUGGCAAUCCCCAGCCGCAACCCGUCACGUCUGAACGCAGCCCAAAACCAGUUCACCACCCCCAAUGGUUUCUCGCCGCCAAUCCAAGCCACGCCGGUGUGGAGUGUCCAUCGUGACCCCCUGACCAACCGCGAGUCGGUGACGGUCAGCUCGCGCAUUGUGCGCAACGCCACGCAAGACCCGGAGGCGAACAGCAUCCCAGAGCACGAAAUCGUUCCGUCCCCCACCCAACUGACCCACCUAAGAGAUGCAUCGACCUCAGCCCCAAGCUCCCCCAACCUCCACCGAACCAGCCCAGAUCCCGUCCCAUCCGCCGCGGCUCCCAAGCGGGCAUCUGGAGCACCCACCACGGCCUCAUCGACCUUCUCCGGGACGUCUCGAGCAGGAUCUAGGAUGUCCAUGUUCUCCAACUCGCAAAAGGCGAUGCCGUCGCCCACGGCCGAAGACUUCCCACCCCCACCGCAAAGCACCCGUUCGUCCGCCAUGGGCGUUAGAAACUCCGCGUACGACGAGAAUGGUGCUCCUAAGGAGGGCAGCAGGACGACACGCUUCUUCAAACGCAUGAGUAAUAUCGGCGGCAAGCGGCGUAGUGCGAUGCAGCAAGUCCCGGAAGGCGGUAGUAAUGCUGCUGUGAGCAAUAGCGCGACACCGAUCACGACUGCAGGAGGCAACAUACUACCCGCCGUGUCAGUGGGGGAUCUCAAUAUCCAAUUUCCUGACUCGUUGCUCUGGAAACGCCGAACGGUCCUCAUCGACGAGCACGGCCAAAUCAAAUUCACCCUCUCCUCCUCCUCUCCCAACUCCCGGCCCGGCACUGCUCUCGGCACGCGCAGCUUCCCCCUCACCGCUUUCAAAGCGCCGUUUGUCCCGGACACGGAUCGUAUGGAGCUGCCGAACUCCAUCAUGCUGGACUUUGUGCGCGAGGCUACGACGCUGCAGCUGGCGUGCGAGGAUACCGUGUCGCAUAUUCAUGUGUGUCAUGUGUUGCGGAUGUAUUGGCGGGCUUGGAAUGGAGUUGCUGGGAGGGAGUGAGCGAUUGGAGGAUGCUCUUGGUAUAGCGGUCGGGGUUUGGAUUGAUGUGAUCCAGUCUUGUGGAUGACUUUAUUACUACUGUGGCGUGAUGAGGAUGCUCUUUUUGGCUUUGAAGUAAACAUACCCCUUUAGCAUGGGAAAGAGAGGUGUACGGUAUUCAUAACGCAUAUGGGAUUCAAUGAGGAAGUGA
Neohortaea acidophila is the source of this 4269-nucleotide messenger RNA. RefSeq lists its product as uncharacterized. NCBI's taxonomy places the organism in Eukaryota, Fungi, Ascomycota, Dothideomycetes, Mycosphaerellales, Teratosphaeriaceae. The transcript has 3 exons. The coding region runs from base 417 to 4079 and encodes 1220 amino acids. The record is from RefSeq and is a predicted model, not a curated record.